This is a messenger RNA of Phialemonium atrogriseum, 769 nucleotides long. RefSeq names its product putative histone H3. The transcript is spliced from 3 exons. Gene Ontology annotation, biological process: rRNA transcription. The coding region runs from base 113 to 523 and encodes 136 amino acids. Gene Ontology annotation, cellular component: nucleosome; nucleus. Gene Ontology annotation, molecular function: structural constituent of chromatin; protein heterodimerization activity; DNA binding. The record is from RefSeq and is a predicted model, not a curated record. Lineage: Eukaryota; Fungi; Ascomycota; Sordariomycetes; Cephalothecales; Cephalothecaceae.
CACACACCUCACACUGCUCAGCCAUCGACCAGCCGCCUCAUCAUCGAUUUCAUCACUGAACAUCGCGCCUACCAUCAAAACAUCAUUCAAUACAUCACUCAAGUCAUCUACAAUGGCCCGCACUAAGCAGACUGCCCGUAAGUCCACCGGUGGCAAGGCCCCGCGAAAGCAGCUCGCCUCUAAGGCCGCCCGCAAGAGCGCGCCGUCGACCGGUGGUGUCAAGAAGCCUCACCGCUACAAGCCCGGUACCGUCGCUCUUCGUGAGAUCCGCCGCUACCAGAAGUCCACUGAGCUUCUGAUCCGCAAGCUGCCCUUCCAGCGACUUGUUCGUGAGAUUGCCCAGGACUUCAAGUCCGACCUCCGGUUCCAGUCUUCGGCCAUCGGUGCUCUCCAGGAGUCGGUUGAGUCAUACCUCGUCUCUCUCUUCGAGGACACCAACCUCUGCGCCAUCCACGCUAAGCGUGUCACCAUCCAAUCGAAGGAUAUCCAGCUCGCUCGUCGCCUCCGGGGUGAGCGCAACUAAGACAUGAUUUUUGCGAUGGCUUCACAUGGGGUUUAUUGGGUGUGGUCAUGACUUCUACAUCUGGGAUCCUAGUUUGUCGGCGGUUCACCACGGGAAAGGGGAUAACACGGCGUUUAAUGAUGCGUUGCUUUACAUGCUGGUCUGUACAUUACUCUGCAGCUUAGGGAUGCUGCCAAUGCUGAACGCCGGUUUAUGAUCAUAACCUGGGCCAUCAGAACCUGCCCGUGACAUGCCUAAAGUGCCACU